Messenger RNA from Aspergillus mulundensis, 600 nucleotides. RefSeq lists its product as uncharacterized. The transcript has 2 exons. The record is from RefSeq and is a predicted model, not a curated record. NCBI's taxonomy places the organism in Eukaryota, Fungi, Ascomycota, Eurotiomycetes, Eurotiales, Aspergillaceae. Bases 1 to 600 code for a protein of 199 amino acids.
AUGUACUUCUCGACGGCAGCGAUAACAAUUUUCACGGAUUUGGUAAUCCUGGUCAUGCCGAUACCUCAGUUAAUAAAGCUGAACCUCAACCCACGAAGGAAAUAUGCCCUGGUAGCCAUCUUUUUAACAGGAACAUUCGCAUCGGCCGCGUCGAUCGCCCGCCUGAACGCACUAUACAAAUAUACCGUCACCGACGACGUCUCAUACGAUGCCAUCCUGAUCCUCCUCUGGUCGCAAAUCGAGGUGAAUGUCGCCAUCAUCUCCGCCUCCGCGCCCUCCCUCCGACCGCUGUUUAACCGUAUCUUCAAGGGCUCGUCGUACGGGCGACCGCGGCCCUCGAACCCUCCAGGAUAUGGCACGUACGGACACGGCGAAUCUAAUUAUCGACGUACACUCACUCACGGAAAGAGCCACGGUGCGAUCGAGCUCACUUCUCGUGAUGACGAUGCGGAUACUGCCAGAGUGCACGGUGUUACUCGAUCCAGCUCACGAGCUCGAGAGUUAGUCGAAGAGAAUGAUAGCCGAGAGCACAUACUCGACCAGGAUGCAAACAUUGUGAAGACGGUCGUGAUAGAGAUGAGGAGCGAGGGUAGGACGUGA